AUCUCUAGCCUGCAGAAAACUUUCAGUCAUCCUGUCACAUACUUAGCUUGGUACAUCAAACAACAACGUAUUACACUAGAAAAGAUUAGAAAGAAGCUAUGCCAUUACUUGACUUUUGAACACUGGUAGAAUCCAUAGAACCCACGACAUUUAUAUUUGAAUUAGUGGCAGUAAUUAACGCGGACUUCUGUCCGAACCUCUCAAACUGAUUUCCCUCCAAAAUUCCAUUAAUGGGAUGUGGCGGGCAUGUGGCUCGUUUGCCGAGUCCAGAGUUUUCCAAUCCAUCCUUUCUCGUUUUACAGAUCAGCUUGGCAAACAAAAUGGCUUCAGCUGAAGUUGAGGUACCAAACAACUUUGCAAAUAACUUUUGGGGCCGCAAUGAUGCCGGCACGGAAAUCCUUCGAGCUCGAAUGUUGAGCUCCAAGCAAACGAACGAGGACCUCAAAACCUUUUACAAUGUCAAGACAUUGCGGCGACUGUUGGAUGGUAUCCGAGAUGAACUGGAAGCAGUUGGACAAAACAACGUAACUCUUGCACAGAGAAUCCGUAAUAGUUUGGAAACCCCUCUCCAAAACUUCAUUACGGACCAACGAGACCAGAGAAAGCUGAUUCAAGUAGGUGUGGACAAGCAGCAAAGAAACAAACAGCUUCACAUCAAUCAUGUAUACAAGUCAAGGGAGAAAUACUAUGCAGAAUGCUCAAAGAUGCUCAAUCUUCAAAAUCAACUUGAAACAUGUAUAGCCGGUCGCGAGUAUGAAAAGAUCAAACAAAAGCAUGAGAAGUCACGGCUGGAGGUAAAGACCUCAGAUAAGGAAUAUCAAGCUGCGUGUACAGGACUUAAGAAUGUGAUGCAACAAUGGCAAAACGAAUGGAAAAUUGCAUGUGAUAAAUUUCAAGAAAUGGAGGAGAAACGAAUAGAAUUUCUGCAUCACAGCUUAUGCGUCUAUGUGAACAUAUUACAGACAGUUACCGAUCAAGAAAGAGAGUCUCAUGAACAGAUAUGGGAUCUGCUGGACCAUUGUGAUGUGGAACAAGAUAUUCAAUAUUUCAUCGAGAAGCAAGGAACGGGGAAUAAUAUACCAGAACCACCUUCAUACAUUGACUUCUUUUCGGAAACCCGUGAUGAACAACCAAAAUACAGCAUCGCCAACUUUGCUGGACGACAGAACAGUAAACGACUGUCUACCAGUGCUAUACCCAACAGUAAGAGCGAUCAAGAACUGAAGCGGGCUUCUACUCAAUCUCUGCAAUCUAUUACACAACCCUUACAGCGGGCAUCCUCCACACGGCUAUCCUCCAGCAUAGAACGAGACAGCCGGCAACUUUCGAACGCCGGUGACGAAGAAAUUUUUAUUGAGGAUUCUGCACAGGGAGUUCUUGUCCCUAUUGUUACGAAAAAGACAAGUAGCCAGAUCCAAUCUCUAGAAUCCUCUAGAGUUCAGUCUCUGGAGUCCUCCAGGGUUAUGAAUCAAGCAUCAGAUGAUGUAUUUCAUACAACGGAAAGAGCGAAAAUUCACGAAUACAGUGACGGAGAAUCCACACCUAGCCAUUCCCAUCCCAAAAAAUCUUUCGUCACUAGGUUAUCACGAAAGCUUAGUCAAAACCUGGAUCGCUCGUUUGACCAUGCCCUUGAAGGAUUGAUUUAUAAGAUGGAAAAGGGAAGAGAUGUUAAUGAUGUCGAAUAUUCACCGACGAAGACCUCUGCCCGAUCCAACUCAUACCGGCGUGCUCCAUCACCCGUUAGAAAUACCUCAUCUUCCAGUGCUGCUUCCAAAAGCGGACGACCCACUUCACCUUAUCUACCGGGUGGAUGGCCUAAUAACGAGCCAAAGGUCUCACUAUCGACCUCAGCCAAGAUCAUUUCGGAACGUUCCGGUGUGAUACAGUCUCCCUCCCCUUCAUACUCAACAGGCACAGCGAUCGGUGCCAAGACGUCUUCGGCUCGAGACCCACGCGGUAGUAUCAAGAUGAAUGCCCCUCCAGCCAUGCGAAGAUCAGUCGUACAGCAACAGUCUCUCAUGCCACAACCACCACCUUCACAAGAGAAACAAGUUGCUUCACACGAUGGAGGCGAGCCUAUAAUAUGCUGGGCUAUUGCGCUCUUCAACUACCACGCAAAGUACGACGACGACCUGACGUUUGAACGAGGGGACUGGUUCGCUAUAACGCAGAUGGAUCAAGGAGGGUGGUAUAUGGCGCAUGCAUGGAAUGUGACGGAUGCGCGAUGGGUCGGCAAAUAUGGCUAUGUGCCAAGCAACUUUCUACAACCUGCAAAAUGAUGAGGCAUAUUUAAACUGUAUUUUCGUUGUCUCCAAAAUCAUAGAAACUGGGUAUCCAAUAUUUGUCCUCUUCUCCUGGCGAUAAAUCCAACCAUGCCAAUCCGUCUUGUAACAGAUUAUCCUAAUUUUUGUAUUUAAAUGUUUAUAAUGAAAAUGAUCAGUUUGCAAUCCAUGGUCUAAUUUGACAUACACUAUCAA
Umbelopsis ramanniana AG is the source of this 2477-nucleotide messenger RNA. RefSeq lists its product as uncharacterized. Gene Ontology annotation, biological process: cytoskeleton organization. Gene Ontology annotation, cellular component: cell division site; plasma membrane; cytoplasm. Gene Ontology annotation, molecular function: protein binding. Lineage: Eukaryota; Fungi; Mucoromycota; Umbelopsidomycetes; Umbelopsidales; Umbelopsidaceae. The transcript is spliced from 10 exons. The record is from RefSeq and is a predicted model, not a curated record. Bases 231 to 2279 code for a protein of 682 amino acids.